AGUCGCACCACUUCUCUAACCCGCCAACACCAGUUCUUCGCAAGGUACAACAGUCAAGAUGGGUGCACUCAAGUACGUCGAAGAACUUCACAAGAAGAAGCAAUCCGAUGUCCUUCGAUUCCUUCUCCGAGUCCGCUGCUGGGAGCUCCGACAAUUGAAUGUCAUCCACCGCGCAUCUCGACCUUCCCGACCAGACAAGGCCCGUCGUUUGGGUUACAAGGCCAAGCAGGGCUACGUGAUCUACCGUGUCCGUGUCCGACGUGGAGGUCGCAAGCGACCUGUGCCAAAGGGUGCUACUUAUGGCAAACCCACCAACCAGGGUGUGAACCAACUCAAGUACCAGCGAUCCCUCAAGUCCACCGCUGAAGAGCGUGUCGGUCGUCGUUGCGCCAACCUUCGGGUCCUCAACUCCUACUGGAUCAACCAGGACUCGACCUACAAGUACUACGAAGUCAUCCUUGUUGACCCUCAACACAAGGCUAUCCGCAGAGAUGCCCGCAUCAACUGGAUCGUCAACCCAGUUCACAAGCACCGCGAAUCUCGCGGCCUUACCGCAACUGGCAAGAAGUCCCGUGGCUUGGGCAAGGGUCAUGGAUUCACCAAGACCACCGCUGGAAGAAGAAAGACAUGGAAGAGACACAACACCUUGUCGCUCUGGAGAUAUCGAUAGAUAUCACACCGCUGACGCAUUGGCUUGGGUGUCAAUGGGCGGUUAUGAUAUGCAGGAAGCAUGGGAAUCAUCGGCAAGAAUCACGAAGGCGCUUGUGGCCAUGGCCGGAACGAUAUCGAGCGUAUGCAACUGGGAUUUGUGCCAGUGGAGAAGAACUCUAUUCCACUUCGCAAUUCCCGCGACACCUCUAAUGAUCCAAUGAUACCAAAAAUUGAAUGUUGGCGGUCACUUUGCAUGGAAGCAAAAGCAGUUCAGGCCAUUCUUUCCGGCUCCUUAUUCUCUUUGUUUCGAGUUCCCUCCCGCUGUUUUGCCUGGGCUAAUCUUGCCGGAUAUCGAGCCUGCUCAUAUGGCGGUCUCCGCAUUUGGUGGGUUCUGAAAGUCGCUGCGAUGACAGCGAGGCAGGUAUUUUCGAGGUCACACGGCGUACAAUUUUCUCCUGUCCCAGAUGGUCAUCUUCUUUUGCUUCUGUAUUUUCUAGGUGCCUGCUAACGCCUGCACA
Messenger RNA from Exophiala xenobiotica, 1169 nucleotides. Its product is annotated as 60S ribosomal protein L15. NCBI's taxonomy places the organism in Eukaryota, Fungi, Ascomycota, Eurotiomycetes, Chaetothyriales, Herpotrichiellaceae. Bases 59 to 670 code for a protein of 203 amino acids. Gene Ontology annotation, molecular function: RNA binding; structural constituent of ribosome. Gene Ontology annotation, biological process: cytoplasmic translation. Gene Ontology annotation, cellular component: cytosolic large ribosomal subunit; ribosome. The record is from RefSeq and is a predicted model, not a curated record. The transcript has 5 exons.